This is a messenger RNA of Biomphalaria glabrata, 4300 nucleotides long. RefSeq names its product sphingomyelin phosphodiesterase 2-like. Gene Ontology annotation, molecular function: sphingomyelin phosphodiesterase activity. Bases 781 to 1992 code for a protein of 403 amino acids. The transcript is spliced from 11 exons. The record is from RefSeq and is a predicted model, not a curated record. Gene Ontology annotation, cellular component: cytoplasm. NCBI's taxonomy places the organism in Eukaryota, Metazoa, Mollusca, Gastropoda, Planorbidae.
UUAUCUAUAUUUAUAUUAUUCUAUAUAAUUAUAAUCUAGAUCUAGAUUAUUAAACAAAAUUUAAUAAAAUACGCUGAAAGACACAAAGAUAAAGGCACAUUCCUCGUCCCAUAUGCUAGGACAAAUUUGUACAAAUACUCCUUCUUCCCUAGUGCUAUUAGAGCAUGGAAUGGGUUGCCUGAGCUAGCCAGGAAAACCAGUGACUUGUCAGAAUUUAAGUCAUUGGUUAAUAUGCAUGACUAAAUGCAUGACGCGUAGGACGUAAUCAUCUUCUUUUUUGAAGUAACGUCUGUAUUAUAUAAGAUAAGAUAAGAUCUUAUUUAUUAUCAUAAAAUUUAGAUCUAGACGUUACUUUACGGCCUACAUUUUAUUGACUAGCCUAGAUCUAAUCUAGGUCUAAUAAGUGUCUAAAUCAGGGGUUCUUAACCUGUGGGCAAGUGUGGGUCAUGACCCCUUUGGUUGCUGAAUGACCAUUUGUCACCAAUUGGUGUGGUCGCCUUAGACCAUCGAAAAUUUGUGUUUUUAGUUUAUAUAUCAUCACAUUUUUUGUUGUCAUUUCUAACAAGCAUAUUUGUGCUAUAGUUGGUAUACAUUUUCAUUUCUGAUAACAAAACAAAGGGACAUUACUUAGAUUGACUUUCGUUUGAUGAAUUAUGAAGCGUCCGUCAAAUAUAAAUUUAAUAAAAUAAUAAGUGAGUCUGACAUUUAAGAAGACAGAUAUUUUUGUUAUAGAAUAAAGAUGGCACUUUAAAUUAGCGAGUGUAACAUCAUUGUUUGAAGAUGAUGUCAACUCUAAAAGUUUUUACAUUAAAUUGCUGGGGUCUCCCGCUUCCGUUACUUUGUAAGCAUCACCAAGAAAGAAUUGCUGCCAUUGGUGACUAUUUAAAAGUACAGGAUUAUGAUAUGGUUGUCUUGGAGGAAGUUUGGGUGAAAUCUGACUUUCAAGAAUUGAAACAAAAGUUGGUGAGAGUGCUGCCAUUUUCUCACUAUUUUUACAGUGGGACUAUCGGCAGUGGACUUUGCGUUUUCUCAAAGCACCAAAUCAUAGAAACCAGUUAUCACCAGUUUCAUUUAAACGGCCAUGCUCACAAAAUCCAUCAUGGAGACUGGUUCGGAGGAAAAGGUGUCGGCCUGUGCAAGAUUCAUAUACUUGAAGGGGCGUUGGAUAUAAAUCUUUACUGCACACAUCUCCAUGCAGAAUACAACCCCGAAUGUGAUGAAUACGAGGCUCACAGAUUGGCACAGACCUUUGAACUCUGCCAGUUUGUCAGGAACACUGCCUAUAAUUGUGAUAUAGCAAUAUUGGCUGGAGAUUUGAACACAAGCCCAACACACUUAGGCUACAAAAUAUUAACUCAGCAUGCUUCUCUAAAAGACUGUUGGGCGGAAAAGAAUUUAUCUGAGAUUGAGUGUAAAGAAUCAGGGGGAACAUGCAUGGUUCCAGGGAACAUCUACACAGGGGAUGUAGCACAAAGUAGCUCACCAUUUGGUGUACGCAUUGACUACAUCAUGUACAGAACUAGUGCCAAUGUGUCAGCAACUGUAGCAGACUGUAGUAUUGGCAUCGGGAAAGUUCCACAAACAAACAUUGAUUACUCAGACCAUGAAGCUGUCUUCACAAGCAUUAGUUUGACCAAAAAUCCAGUCUCUCAGCAAGAAGUCAGAAAUUCAACCUUGACUAAAGACUUGAGGGAUGUUUUUCAACAAUCGCUGAAUGUUCUUGAUAAUGGUUUGGCUCAGUGCCAGCGGGAGGAGAGAUUUUUUCAGAUUGUCGUGUUUAUUCUGUCUCUGAUCCUAUACGUCUUGAACAAUUACCUGGAUGUCAGUGACUACAGCAGCAACAUUCUUCUGGUUUUCAUGUUUUCCAUGACCAAGCUUUUAGUGGGCAUGGCCAUAGGCUUCUGUUUUUGGACUGCCUGGAUCCUCAAGCGCUCAGAGUACCACGGACUCACCGCUUGCAAAGAAGAUCUUCUCAAAUUGUUGGCAUUAUAAAACGAAAAGAAAACUCAUUGCACAAUCAAGAAUGUAGUCAAAGAUUUAAAUUAAAAAUUAUUUUAAUUAGAACAAAAAGAAAACAGUUUAGUAGAGGAUGGUUUUAUUAAUAUGGCAAUACAGAAUUCUGAAUCAUAAUAAAAUAUAUUUUUGGACCUAAACCAAUUAUCCAAGAAAAGAAAGGUCUUUUUUUGUUUUUCGCAAAACUUUUUCUGCUCCACAAAAUCAUGAAUUUAAAGAAAAAACUUUUUUUUCUUUUUAUUUAGCCAGCUAAUUAUUAAAAUUUGUUUUUCCAACUCAUGUAUCCAUUAAUAUUCCACGCAACAGCACAUUAUUCUGCUUAUGAUAAACUUUCGGAUUUCUUCGGCUAAAAUUAAUUCUUAACUUUAAAAAAAGUUAGAAAUGAAAUUAAUUAAAAAACUGGUUGGCAAAUAUUUUGAAAACUUUAUUAUACUACCUUGGAUAGACAUAGAAAAGGUGUUGUAAGAUUAAGUUUGAGCUAUUUUCUUUUUGAAAAAAAUUUAAAAAGGUCAGUAAAGUAGACAAGUAUUUGCAUUUUAUUUCUCCAGAAAUUCAGUUUGAAAUUAAUCAUUAUUGUUAUCAAAUCAAGUGCGAAGAAAAGCGCCUAAUAUGCAUUCACUUAAGGCAGUUGAUAUCACCUUGGGGAGAAUAUAAAAUAAAGAUAUUGUGAGGAUAAUAGAAUGUUUACUAUUUAGACAGUUGAGAUCAGACUACAUUAUAUAUGGCUCCUUCUGUCUCUGAAGACAAUGGAUGUGCUCAGAUAAGUCACUGGUUUUGGUUUCAUCUUAAGACAGGGCAGAAUCUGGUGUUGCUAAUCAAGCAUGCUACAGUUUGUGCAUGUAUAUGCAUCUGUUUUAGGGCUAGCUGAUAGGGCAGCUUUCUUUUUCUUUCUCUUGACUAAGGCAGCUUCGUUUCUUUGCUCUCAGCAAGGUUUGUACCAGCACCCAUAGUCUCUGUCUGAUUACAUUAUAAAUACAAAUACAGCCAGUAUCUAUUGUUUUAUUUAUAAAGUGUUAAAGUGUAAGAUAGCAAUAUUUUAAAAUAAAACUAUUAUUGUUGCUGAGCAGUAGAUGGAAUCAUUGAUUAAUCAAACGAUUUAAUCAGUUGUAUAAACUUUUUUUUAAUAGAAUAGUUAUAAUUAAUAAGCCCAAAAAAGUAUACCAACUUUUGUAUACAUAAGUUUCUAAUUUUAUUUGUUGGUGGGUGCUCGUGUUAAUUAAAUUGUUAUAUAUUACUUGUUGUAUAGCUUUGAAGCAGUCAUGAUAUGUUAUCUGUGUUCAGUCUUUACAGAUCUCAAAGCGCUGACUAUCUGUGUGUAUUUGUUUUUUACUUAACGUUUUCUUAGUUAAAAUCAAAAUUUUUGUGUUUAAAAAUUCUAUAUUUUAUUUAAUGACCAAAUUUAUUUCAUCUUCGACUAAUUGUAUUUGAAAAUUGAAAUUCGUAAUUAUUGUUUAUCUCUCGUAUUUGUUUUACAUUUUUAACAAAGCUUUAAUUUAUUUAACGUAUUGCCAUAAAUGUCAAGACUAUUUAGUUGAUACUAUUGAUACUUAUAUUAUUAUUUGUGUCUCUAUAUAACUGCAGUAUACUCAAUGGGCUGUUAAGAUGAUUUGACAGGUUUCCAUACUAUGAAAAGGUUAUGGAUAAACAAUACUCAGCUUGAGUUAAAUCUAGAAAAAAAACGUUUUAUCAGGAUUUAAACUCAAGCCCCUCAUUUUAGAAGCCAAGCAGUUAACCCAAUCCAGCCAAACAUAUUUAUAUCAGUAGUUUUAAAUUAUACCUUUUUUUUCUGUGUGCUUUCUAUCAAUAUUUUAUUUUAGAUAUUUGUUUUUUUUUGCCUGGUUCAGAAUCAAGUUAAAUACUUAGAAUUGUUCCACAUUUAUAUACUACACAUAUUUUAUUUACAGCUGUAAUACCAACUGUGAUGUCAGUAACAAUGUUUGUGAUUUCCAUGGUCUAGUUAGCAAUUUUAAUAUUUAUUGACUUAAAGGGGUGCGAUUUUAUUGUCCAUGCAGCACUCAGAACAUUCCUAACUAAGACAAAACAUUCAACUAGCUUCUUGGUUUUGUACUAUUUAGAUGUUGUUUUCAACUCACAUUCAUUCAAACUGUUGCUAAUUGUCACCAUUUUGUGCACUUAUAUAUUGUGUUACUCUUGUGCACAUUUCUGUGUGCAAUGUAUGUAUGUCUAAGCUAACAAUACAUUUCUCCUGAGUUUAUAUUUGUUAUUUUAUCUGAAAAUAUCAAUGAAGAAUAAAUUUAAGCUUUUGAAAAGUUUAAAAUUCUUAAAA